AUGACUGGGACUAGGGAAAGAGAGGGGGACGGGGAGAAAGAGAGAGGGGGUGAGAGAGACAGACAGUCAGAGAGCAAGAGAGAGAAAGCUGCACUCAGCUCUUUUGUGCAGGACUUCCCCACCCUAAGGAAGAUAGCGUAAACCAAAAAGGACAAGGACAGCACCCUGACAUCUCCCCUCACCUCAGGCACUCCAACAGCAGGAGCCCAGGCCCAGACCCACACAGCAGGUCUGUCCUCCCCCCUGCCUGCCUACGACCACCAGAGCCAAGACCACACUACCAUCAGCCUGCUGAGAGACAGGCCGGCUCUGUUAGAGGUAUGGGUUACUGAGCUAAAGGAGCAGCCCCCCCCAGCUACACCAUCUCCAGCCCAGACACAGAGCUUCUACAGGACCAGAUCAACCAGUGCAGGACCCAGCUGAAGAACUCUGUCCAGGAGCUGAGAGAGAGCCUCACCACAGCGCUUGAGGAGGUAAAUGCCACCAUGAGGAGAGAGCUAGUGCACGUAAAGGAGGAGAUGGCAAAGGAGAUGUCUGUCAUCAAGAGGGUGCUGCAGCAUAGAGAACAGACUGUAGAGACCCCUAGAGAGAAGCUGCAGCCCCUCACCAAACCCCCCCGCCCCCCCUCCCAUACCGACCACCCAUUACCCACACCCCCAGUCAACAAGGAGGCUCACAUGGGGACACCUACUACAGAGAGAAGCUCUCUGGCCCCCCUGACACACCCCUACACACCCCUCCUUGUACACAGGCCCUGUGUACCCCAGCCCCAGCCCCAGACCCACUACUCUGGUAAAACCCAAUGA
Molecule: messenger RNA, 806 nt
Organism: Coregonus sp. 'balchen'
Lineage: Eukaryota; Metazoa; Chordata; Actinopteri; Salmoniformes; Salmonidae
Source: the annotation of a GenBank genome assembly